Molecule: messenger RNA, 1036 nt
Organism: Nicotiana attenuata
Lineage: Eukaryota; Viridiplantae; Streptophyta; Magnoliopsida; Solanales; Solanaceae
Product: ethylene-responsive transcription factor ERF003-like
Exons: 2
Coding region: 53-550 (165 amino acids)
Biological process (GO): regulation of DNA-templated transcription
Molecular function (GO): DNA binding; DNA-binding transcription factor activity
Source: RefSeq, a predicted model, not a curated record
CCUAAAGACUUAUAACUUAUUACUACCACUAUUAUCGCCAAUUAAUUUCGCCAUGGCCCGACCACAACAACGAUACCGAGGAGUCCGCCAGCGCCAUUGGGGAUCUUGGGUUUCCGAAAUUCGUCAUCCUUCAUUGAAGACAAGGAUAUGGCUAGGAACAUUUGAGACAGCAGAAGAUGCUGCACGGGCAUACGAUGAAGCUGCAAGACUUAUGUGUGGUCCAAUAGCACGCACUAAUUUCCCUUAUAAUGCAAGCGAAUCUCAGUCGCCGUCAACAAGGUUUUUGUCUUCUGCUUUGAUAGCUAAACUUCAUAUGACAUCUCUUGGCACGUCAACAAGAUCUGGAGCGACAAAAUUGGACAAUAAUCAGAUAUUCCCACAAAUUGGGAACAAGGGAGAUGGCAAAAUGCACCUUGACAUGCCAUAUAGCGAAGUUCAGAGCGAGAGAGCGCACCAAUUCAAGCCACUGGAAGAUCAGGAUAUAGAGCAGAUGAUUGAGGAGUUGCUUGAUUACGGAUCUAUUGAGCUGUCUUCUGUUCUCAAUCAAUAAACCAUGAAUCCGAUGCAGCAUUGCUUGCUUAAUUAGUUUCUAAUGGAAAUAUUCCUUCUGUCUCUCUAACUCGCUACUUAGUGUUGUGUACUUCAAUAUACUCGACUUAAUUGGUGUCUAUAGUCAUAAUUCAAUAAUUCCAUUGCUAAGUUCGGCUGAAUUCAUUAUUUGACUAAUAUGAUCUAAAAAUAUAAUAACGUCGUACUACUAUAAUGAUGUUAUAGUAGGUGAGAAGGUGUCAACCACUAGCUCUGGCAAGUAGGAAAAGAGGUAGAGGACGGUCUAAGAAGUAUCGGGGAGAGGUGAUCAGGCAGAACAUGAAGCGACUUGAGCGGACAUGACCCUUGACAAGAGGAUAUGGAGUUCGAAGAGUAGCGUAGAAGGGUAAUCAUUAGGGCUAGCUGACUAGUAUGUUGUCUUCAAUUCUUAGAGUGCUAGUAUUAGGGUGGUUUUUUUUGGACUAUAUUUCGCUUCGUUUUUCUAGUA